UUUACCCUCCCAUUUUCCUUCUUCCCUCCGGUCCGGUCUCUCUCCGUUGACGGCUCUCUCCGUCUCUGGCUGUUCCUCUUCCUUUCCCUUCUCUUCACUUCUUCGAGCACUUCAACCGCAACCGCCUCUCUCUCCCUCCCUCCUCUCUCUCUCUCUCUCUAGGUUUUGCUGCUGUGGACAAAGCAAAAUGCCCGAUCGUCAUCGGAGGACGGCGGCGGAAGAGGACGAGGCUGCCUCUGGAAGGGACAAGAAGAAGGCGAAGGUCGAUGAAGGAGGCGGCCACGAGGCGGUGGUGGUCCUGGACGGGUCAGACGUAGCGAUGGAGAAGGAACUGAGGAGGUUGCGGGAGCAGUGGGAACUAGCUUCUGUUCUCAACUUCUUAUGCGUUUUCGAGCCGAUCAUGGAGAAGGCUCCGAAGAUUUCUGCCGAGGAGAUCGAGACCGCUAUCAUCAGGCCCAACGAUUUGCUUGUGCAGCUACACGUGAAACUUUUGAAGGGGAUACCGCCUGUGAGCAAAACUCUGAACUGUUGUGAUGCCUGGCUGACCAUACUCCGCAAGAAACUCAAUCCAUGGUGGCCGUGGGUUGCUGAGGGUGAAAUUCCUCUACAAGCAGCUAAUGGAGAGGAGAUGUCUAAAUACAAAGAACUUGAUCCCAUUGAACGCCUGUUGAUUCUGAAAGCUCUUUGUGAACUUCGACUGGAGCAAGAUGAUGCAGUUUCUCAUGUAAACGAUGUCCUUCAAGAUGGAAAUCAGAUAUCUUUCUUCCGCAAAGCGCAAGUUGCUGAUGAUGGAAAUGGGACGUCUUACUGGUAUGAGGGGAAUGCUGUGAUUGGGCAUCGACUGUACCAGGCAAUAGUCAAAUCAGAUCUCUCGAAAAAUUCUAAAUCGAAGAUGGAGAGUAAUUAUACAGUGGGUUCUGUUCAACCAGCUAUGAGUUUUCAAUGGGAAACAGUAGCUACUAAUCUUGAGGAAUUUCGUCAAGUUGCAGAUGAACUUGCAUCGAGCAAAGAGAGAGCCAAAGUUGCUAUCAGUGGGAUCAUAGAGUCUGACAUGAUACCUGUGCUUGAGAGACUAAAGAAGAAGAAAGAGAAUGCACUGAAGCGGAUAGAAAGGCAAAAGAUGCAUCUCAGUAGCCGUAUAACUUCUUAUGCGUCUGUGUCUUCUCGAUCCUGUCGUAGUCACAGGCUUAUUACUUACACAUAUGCAGAUGACUAUGAUCGUGCCAUUGAUGAAGCUAUACGAGUGACACAGAAGAGGAAGAAGAAGAGAGGUGAAGAGCAUGCAAAACAAAGCAAACAGGGUGAGCUCCGAGUGGAAGUCAGCAUAUCUGAUGGGGGGUCUGAUGAGGACACAGAUUCGAACAACAAAUAUCAUUCUUCGAGAAGUAAGACAUCAAUUGAGGAGCGCAAAGAACCUGAAGAUGAUGAGGAUGAUGGAGAGGAUGGGGAAUAUGAUGGUGCAAAGGAGGAAGUGAGUGAGAUGAGUCUUGACUUGUUUGAGUCGGACAAGGAAAACGAUAGGCUGGGGUAUCGUCUGAAGGCACCUGGAGUUAAGUGGAGCAAAAGACUAGCUGGAGUCACCAAUCAGAAAGCCAAAGAAACCAUGAAGCCGAACACGAGGAACCUUCUAAGGCAAAGACCUGUCCAAAACUCUGCUUUUGAUUCUAUCGUAGUUCCUGACUCGGAUGAUGCAGAGAACUAGUCCUAUAGACUGAGAGGUAGGUAUGUGUACAUCAGGGCAGCUUAAACUGAGUUGAGUUUUUUUGGCUAGAAGAGUAGGAAGCUUUUGAUAUGUGAGUAAGUGCACAAAUUUGAUGAACAGUGAAUACUAGGAGAAUUAGCUUUUACGAAGUUUUUGAGUUAUGUCGAAGCAGAACUAAUAUGCUGUGGAUGUACAUGGGAAAUAUGCAAUUUUUUGUUGCUUAUUAUCUAUUCGAAUGGAGGGAUGGAUGGUCAUAAGUUUCUUGGUAGUUGGUCUCUGUGGAAAGCUGUGUGCGGAUCAAACGGUCGGAAGUUCAAGAAGCAGCAGUUUAUUGAUUCUAA
This is a messenger RNA of Punica granatum (pomegranate), 2043 nucleotides long. The record is from RefSeq and is a predicted model, not a curated record. Lineage: Eukaryota; Viridiplantae; Streptophyta; Magnoliopsida; Myrtales; Lythraceae.